This is a messenger RNA of Komagataella phaffii GS115, 1104 nucleotides long. RefSeq lists its product as uncharacterized. The record is from RefSeq and is a predicted model, not a curated record. Gene Ontology annotation, biological process: positive regulation of mitochondrial translation. Bases 1 to 1104 code for a protein of 367 amino acids. The transcript has a single exon. NCBI's taxonomy places the organism in Eukaryota, Fungi, Ascomycota, Pichiomycetes, Pichiales, Pichiaceae.
AUGUUCAUGCGGAGGGUAUCUAUAAUAAAGCCGCAGAAUCCAUUCAGAUGUCGUAGUACAGGUUUCUCCAGAUUAUUUGCGGAUAGUGUCAAGGCCCGCAUAACCCCAGUUAAACACAAUAUGAACUUGAAUAGGCUGAGCUUGAACACCCUUUUGGAUGCCAACCAUACAAAGGCAUUGGACGACAAAUUAAUGGGUCACAAGAUUCUUCCUUGCUCCACAAUCACAGUUUCCGAAGCUUUUGACCUUAAAGAGUUAUUUCGGAACCUGAAUAGCCGGAAAUUUCAGUGCUCAUUGAUCGUGCCCGAUGAGAUGAUCCACGUCAAGUAUGAGAGGAAUCCGGAAGCUACAGGAACAAAUGAUAGUCAAUUCCAUGAUAUCUUGUUCCUCCACACAGGUACGGUAGUUGCAUGGGGUCUUACCGAGAAACAGGUGGAGUCUAGUAUUCUUCCCCUGGCUGAAUCGUCCAUUGUGACAAAAUAUGAGCCAGAGAGCGAAGACAUGGAUUACAUCGAAAUAGAACCUCAAACUUCAGAUAGAAAUUCGGGCUCUUACAUGGCUGGUGAUGUCAUGGUGAUUUCGGGAUCUCACUAUAAUGAUAGACUGCUUGACAAGAUUGCAUUUGCCUAUGGACUGGCCAGAUCCACCAGAACAGCGGUCAUCGAAUCGUCUUUGGAACGACACAUCCAGAUGACGAAAAAAACCACAGAGAACCUUUCAACUGGAAUCAAACUGGGCGUAGAUGCUAAGGAGGUGUUGAAAUCAACUGGUCGUUUGUUACUGCUCCGAGGAAAGUUGAACCUGUACUCGGAGCUGAUUGAAACCCCUGAUCUCUACUGGUCAGAGCCUCAUCUUGAGAAGAUUUAUAAAGAUAUCUCUAAAACAUUGGAUGUCAAUCCCAGAAUCAGCAUUUUGAAUAGAAAGCUAGACUAUGCAACCGAGGAAUCUAAAUCAUUACUGGCCACAUUGAACGAGGAGAAGAGUGUUAGAUUGGAAUGGAUUAUUAUCUACUUGAUCAUGAUUGAAGUAUGUUUUGAAAUUUUCCAUUUUUAUGAAAGAUAUGUGGAUUAUAAAACCAAAUCAACGUCGACAGAGCAUGUUUAA